Messenger RNA from Brachypodium distachyon (stiff brome), 1559 nucleotides. Its product is annotated as GDSL esterase/lipase EXL3. Bases 212 to 1315 code for a protein of 367 amino acids. The transcript is spliced from 5 exons. Gene Ontology annotation, molecular function: hydrolase activity, acting on ester bonds. NCBI's taxonomy places the organism in Eukaryota, Viridiplantae, Streptophyta, Magnoliopsida, Poales, Poaceae. The record is from RefSeq and is a predicted model, not a curated record.
CCUGGCAAGAACAAAGAAAUUAGAUAACCUCGCAAGAAACUGAUAGUGAAAUACACAAGUAAUGAACUAAUGAUCAUACCACCAUCCACCAGAGGUUGUUUCCAGUCAUCCAAUCCGCUCUACAAGUACAAGAGCAGAGGAACAGCUCCGGGCAGAGCAGUGUGAGUACGUGCACUCUUGAUCAACACCGGAUCGAGCAGCUUAACCCAACAUGGCGAGCAAAUGCACGGUCGACGGAGGAGCAUCGCACUGCUGUAUCAUAGCACUGAUCACGGCAUUGAUGCUUCUGAGUCACUGCUGCAUUGCUUCACCGGCACCGCCGUCGAAGCAGACGCGGCCGCCGCCGGCGCUGAUCCUGUUCGGGGACUCCAUCGUGGACCCCGGGAACAACAACGCGCUGACCACGACGGUGCGGUGCGACUUCGCGCCCUACGGUCAGGACUUCCCCGGACACAACGCCACAGGAAGGUUCAGCAACGGCAAGAUCGUCGGCGACAUCCUAGCCACCCGGAUGGGCCUGAAGCAGUACGUGCCGGCGUACCUCGGCACGGAGCUCAGCGACUUUGACCUGCUGACCGGCGUCAGCUUCGCGUCCGGCGGCUGCGGCUUCGAUCCCCUCACGGCCGAGAUCGUGUCGGUUCUCACCUUGGACGACCAGCUGGACCUGUUCAAGGAGUACAAGGGGAAGAUCAGGGCCAUCGCCGGCGAGCAGCGAGCGGCGGAGAUCGUGUCGACGAGCAUGUUCCUGGUGGUCAGCGGCACCGACGACCUCGCCAACACCUAUUUCACCACGCCGCUCCGGCGGGACUACGACCUCGAGUCCUACAUCGAGUUCAUUGUCAAGUGCGCCUCCGACUUCAUCCAGAAACUGUACGGCAUGGGCGCGCGGCGGGUGAGCAUCGCCGGCGCGCCGCCCAUCGGGUGCGUGCCGUCGCAGCGGACCAACGCCGGCGGCGACGACAGGGCGUGUGUUUCCCUGUACAACCAGGCGGCCGUGCUCUACAACGCCGCGCUGGAGAAGGAGAUCAAGCGGCUCAACGGCUCGGCGCUGCUCCCGGGUUCCGUGCUCAAGUACAUCGACCUCUACACGCCGCUGCUCGACAUGAUCCAGCGCCCGGCAGCCUACGGAUUCGAGGUGUCCAACCGAGGGUGCUGCGGCACGGGGCUGUUCGAGGUCACGCUCACGUGCAACAGCUACACGGCGCACGCCUGCAGGGACCCAACCAAGUUCCUCUUCUGGGACACCUUCCAUCUCACCGAGAGAGGCUACGAUCUCCUCAUGGCCCAGAUCAUAAAUCGCUACGGGCUAUGGUAAACAGGAUGCCACAAAACUGGACACUUCAGGCGCUAAGAUGGUACUACUACUUCAGUUCGAUGUCACUGUUGCAACUUGUGAUGUGAGAUUUUGUGGCCAUGGUCACCGAUAGUACUAUAUGUUUGGCUUUUCAACCAGACCAGCCAUUUUCAGUGGCUGAUAUAACUAAACGAACUCAAAGAAAAUGUUGUAUGCAUCUUGUCUGCCAGAUAGAAUUUCUCAAAAUAAUCUCGAAUUGAAUGGA